Crotalus tigris (Tiger rattlesnake) is the source of this 3313-nucleotide messenger RNA. RefSeq names its product phosphatidylinositol glycan anchor biosynthesis class Q (gene PIGQ). The coding region runs from base 279 to 2135 and encodes 618 amino acids. The record is from RefSeq and is a predicted model, not a curated record. Gene Ontology annotation, biological process: GPI anchor biosynthetic process. NCBI's taxonomy places the organism in Eukaryota, Metazoa, Chordata, Lepidosauria, Squamata, Viperidae. Gene Ontology annotation, cellular component: endoplasmic reticulum; membrane. The transcript is spliced from 11 exons.
AACAAAACGUUUUGGAAGCAGACAAGGCGAAUCCUUAAUGAGAUAUCAGUUGAGAUGGCAUGAAGCUUAUCAGGAAAAUGGAAGAUGCAGACCUUGUAUUGAAAGGAAGCUGUGUGUUCUGCCCAGGGUGUGGACAGUUAAUUUCACUUUGCGGAGGAAAUGUUCUUAUUGCAGUAAGGAGAGACCAUUUGGCAAUUUGAAAGCUCGCUACCAGACCUUCCACUUUCUGCAUUACUGUACAUUUAAUCAGGACUUAACAGAUUUCAGAUUUCCGCAUCAUGGCGUUUAAAAUCUUUUUCCCUCUUUGCUGCGCUUCGGCCGAGAGUGGCCUUCUGAUUGGACGUUGGAUUCCAGAACAGAACUCCAUCGUUAUCCUAGCUGUGAUCCAUUUCCCUUUGAUUCCCGGUCAGGUGAAGCAGUAUCUCUCCAAAAUGCAACACGCCACCCAAGUCCAACUGUCGGUGUUGGGUUCUUGGAGUAAUAGCCAAGAAAAAGAGAAUUUGCAAAGGUUCCUGGAAGACCUGGGCACCAUCUUUUCCCAGGGCCCCUGGGUCCAACUCAGCAGGCAAAAAGGCAGCAGGUUUUGGAACUGUGUGGCCAACUGGAAAGAAUCCAGCAGCAGCAGCAGAGACGCCGAAGAAACCAUCGUCAUCUAUUACGACCAGCGCAAAGUGAUGCUCUCGAAGCUUCAUCCUCCUAACAAGCACGGGGUUCCUUCUGAUCAAAAGGCAGCCGAUGCUUCCAAGCUGGCUGCUGUGUUUGACAGUGUUGGAAAAAGCAAAUUGCUGUUUAUGAAGGACCAGUACCACGAGGGCCCCAUCAGGCUCACCCACUGGCAAUCGGAAGGGGUGGAGGCCAGCAUUAUCGUAGAACUGUUGAAACAGGUGUCGGUCCCUGCCUGUGUGCUGAUCAGCCUCCUCCUUUCCCUCGUGUCUGGCAUCUGUAAAAGCAGGGCACUGACAUUCUGGCCCCUGUCUUUCAUCUGGAGCAAACUUUCCACCUACGAGCAGCUGAGGCAUCGGUUCCAGCAUCUCCAGGUCAUCAGCAGCGAGAGGGCAGCUUCAGAUCAGGCGCAGGUGAUGAGAAAAGCCAACAUCUUUAUCUCUCUCCUCAUCGACGUGGCUCUGGGUGUGCUGCUCAUGUCCUGGUUGUAUCAAAUGAACUGGAUCGGUUAUCUUGCCAGUGGCCUCCUCCCAAUGGCAGAUCAUAUCGCCCAGCAGCUCCAGAACCUCCUGCAGUGGCUGAUGGGUGUGCCAGCUGGUCUCAAAAUGAACAGAGCUUUGGAUCAAGUCCUGGGCCGUUUUUUCCUUUAUCACAUCCACCUCUGGCUUAGCUACAUCCAUCUGAUGUCUCCAUUCAUUGAGAAGAUCUUGUGGUAUGUUGGCUUGUCAGCUUGCCUUGGCUUGACCGUGGCCCUUUCCAUCCUCUCCGACAUCAUUGCACUCCUGACGUUCCACAUCUACUGUUUUUAUGUCUAUGGAGCCAGGCUGUACUGCUUCAAGAUUUACGGCUUGUCCUCUCUGUGGCGCUUGUUCCGGGGGAAGAAAUGGAAUGUCUUGAGGCAGCGUGUAGAUUCCUGCUCUUACGACCUGGAUCAGCUAUUCAUUGGCACUUUGCUGUUCACCAUCUUGCUCUUUCUGCUGCCCACAACUGCAUUGUACUACUUGGUGUUUACUUUGCUUCGUCUCCUGGUGGUUCUUGUGCAAGGCGUUAUCCAUCUACUGAUCGACCUCAUCAACUCCCUGCCCCUUUACGCCAUUUUUCUUCGACUCUGCCGAGGCUACAGACUCGCCUCUGGCGUCAAAUUCAGAGUCCUACAGCAGGAAGCUGGCAAACCUCUUCGACUUCUAAUGCAGUGCCGUUGUAACGGGGAACGGUCACUGAAUGGGCUGUUUGUAAGUCGAGGACUGCCUGUACACCGUUUGCCUGCUCCUGAUUUACUCACCGUGAAUGUCUUUUCCUACGUCUUCUCAACCUGCCAGAUCAACCCUCUCCCUUACGGCCGCGUGGUGCAGCUCUAUAGGCUUCCAACCUAUAGUUGCUACCCCAAAGACUCCUGGACGUCUCUGUGCAAGAAGCUGUUUGUCGGGGAACUCAUUUACCCUUGGAAGCACAAGGAGGAGAAGCAAGACUGACGGGGACGACUGAGAAAAGCUCCGGAGAGCCCCAAGACCACCUUGGGCAGCUCAGCCGGGUUGGAAGCAGCUCUUGCCAAUCGCACCUUCUUUUUGACUUCCGUUGUCAAGAACUGGAGGGUAGGAAGUUUCUACAGAGACAGCAAAUUCCUCACUCGGCUGUUGCCACCACCACCACCAGCAGCAGCUGUCCUUUUUUUGAUCCCGUCCUCUGAUUUAACCUGCCUUUAGAACUGCUUCUCUGGAAACAUCGGGGUACGGGAUCGCCAGCUGUGCUUUCAAGGGUUCGGGGGCCUGUGGUGAUUCUGCCAGGCACACAAACACACACACACACACACACAAUCGCCCUGCAUGGUAUCUGCAUGAGUAUUUAAAAUGGGAAAUGGCGUUAGGCUUCCAUUUGUCCCUUCCAUUGCUCAGGAAUGGUCUCUAAUAAGAGAAAGGCGGGAUACGUGCGUUGCAUGCAAGCAAAAGCGGGCCUCAGCCUCUCCUGGGAAAAGUGUCUUCUUGGCAGGGGUUGUGAAAAGAUUCCGCUCCCCAAAGGAUUCAGGCUAGCCAGGACAGGAAGAGGAACAAAGCUAUCGGGCAUGCCAGAGGAGACGAGUGUUCGAAGCCAUGGUGACCUCAUGUGUUUGAACAGGGGUCUCCAAACUUGGCAACUUUUACGCUUUGUGAACUUCAACUCCCAGAAUUCCCCAGACAGCCAUGCUGAGAGUUGAAGCCCACGGGUAUUAAAAUUGGCAAGUUUGGAGAGCCCUGGGUUGGAACAUCCAUGCAACUUUACUUUUAUAUAAAUGACACCGAAGGCCAUUUUUCCUGAAAUCGUGACACACGUAGCAUCGCUCACAGAGGAGAAGGAUCAGUAUUCUGAUAUAAGAAUACAGAACAACAGAGUCGGGAAGAGGAGGAGGAGACCCUACUACACCACGCCAGAGAAAUAGCUGCCCAAUCUCUUCUUAAAAACCUCCAGGGUUGAAGUACCCACAACUUCUGGAGGCAAGCCCUUCCACUGGUUAAUUGUUCUCACUGUCAGGAAUUCCACUCCUCCUCUAUCGUCACCACCCCAUCUUGUGUGAACUCAAUCAAUCAUGGUUUAUUCAGACCACAGUAAACGGGCACGUGAUAUGAACACAGCCAUACCUUGUUUCAGCACACAUUAAAUUUGCAACUUCAACCCA